This is a messenger RNA of Cyprinus carpio (common carp), 2322 nucleotides long. It is a transcript of the gene nelfb, whose product is annotated as negative elongation factor complex member B. Gene Ontology annotation, biological process: negative regulation of transcription elongation by RNA polymerase II. NCBI's taxonomy places the organism in Eukaryota, Metazoa, Chordata, Actinopteri, Cypriniformes, Cyprinidae. The record is from RefSeq and is a predicted model, not a curated record. Gene Ontology annotation, cellular component: NELF complex; nucleus.
ACCUUUUACGAAGUAUCAGAAACAACAGUCUGUUGACGAGGUUGCACAGUUAGGAAGUGUCCGAAUACAGAUAACAACGAACAGUGCAAAUCUAGCCCACAUCUGUUGUAUUACUGUUGUUGUCGUUGCAUUGCAUUUAAUUUCGUUUUGAUGCAGUUAAAACAGUGACAGCCACUCAAAAUGUUCGCAGGGUUACCGGAGCUGGGAAUAUCCAAUGGAGAGGAUCUGAAAGAAACUCUCACUAACUGUACAGAACCCCUGAAAGCCAUCGACCAGUUUCAGAUGGAAAAUGGCAUAUUGUUGCCAACCCUACAGUCUGCAUUGCCUUUCCUGGACCUUCACGGGACUCCACGGCUGGAGUUUCAUCAGUCAGUCUUUGAUGAACUUCGUGAAAAGUUGAUGGAGCGUGUUGCCACAAUUGCAGAGGGCAAGGAUGAGGACAGGUAUGUAAAGCUGGAAGAACUUCUUGAGAAAAGCUUCCCAUUGGUGAAGAUGCCAUCCAUACAGCCCAUUGUCAUGCAAGUGCUGAAACAUCUGCCAAAGGUACCUGAGAAGAAGCUGAAGCAGGUGAUGGCUGAUAAAGAGCUGUACAAAGUCUGCUCAGUGGAGGUGAAACGGCAGAUUUGGCAAGACAAUCAGGCUCUUUUCGGGGACGAGGUGUCUCCUCUAUUGAAACAGUAUAUUGUGGAGAAGGAGGCGGCUCUUUUCAGCAGUGACCUCUCCAUCCUUCACAACUUUUUCAGUCCUUCACCCAAAACACGGCGACAGGGUGAGGUGGUGUUGAAGCUGACUCAGAUGAUUGGGAAGAAUGUGAAGCUCUAUGAUAUGGUACUACAGUUCCUGCGGACACUAUUCCUGCGCACACGGAACGUUCACUACUGCACCCUGCGAGCUGAGCUGCUCAUGUCCCUCCAUGACCUCGACAUCAGUGAGAUCUGUUCAGUUGACCCCUGCCACAAGUUUUCUUGGUGUUUGGAUGCCUGCAUCAGGGAAAAGUUUGUGGAUGCUAAACGGGCCCGAGAGUUACAAGGUUUCCUGGAUGGGGUGAAGAAAGGGCAGGAACAAGUGUUAGGUGACCUGUCUAUGAUCCUCUGUGACCCAUUUGCCUGUAACACACUAGUGUUGAGUACCGUGAGGAACCUUCAGGAGCUAUUGAGCCAGGAGGCCCUGCCCAGAGACAGCCCUGAUCUUCUCCUUCUGCUGCGGAUGCUUUCUCUUGGCCAGGGUGCCUGGGAUAUGAUUGACAGCCAGGUUUUUAAAGAGCCCCGAAUGGAUUUGGAGGUGGUAACGCGCUUCCUGCCUGCCAUGAUGUCAAUAGUGGUGGAUGACUACACGUUCACUGUGGAGCAGAAACUGCCGAGUGAGGAGAAAACCUCUCUGACGUACCCCACCACGCUGCCUGAAACCUUCUCCAGGUAUAUACAGGAAAACAGGGUGGUGUGUGAGAUUGGUCUAUAUUAUGUGCUUCAUAUUGCCAAGCUGAGGAAUAAAAAUGCUUUACAGCGGCUUCUGCCUGCACUGGUUGAUACCUAUAACGACAUGGCAUUUGGAGACAUCUUUCUCCAUCUUCUCACUGGUCAUCUGACUCUGCUCUCUGAUGAAUUUGGAUCAGAGGAAUUCUGUACUGCAGUCUUUGAUAACUUCCUCCUCACAUCUUUCUCUAGUAAGGAGAAUGUUCACCGACACUGUCUUCGCUUGCUGAAUCAUCUCCAUCAGAAGGUGCUGGUGUCCUAUAUGGAAACCUUAACAAAGACGCUUGAACCACCAAAACAGAGCAGUGAGUCAGUGAAGGAGCUGUACACCCUGUUGAAGGAGAAGCUCGAAGCUUCUAAGAAAAGCCCCCCGGAGCCAGAGGAAGCACCUUCUAUGGAUCUGGGCCUUCACCCUGUUGCUGUGCCCUCCACCCCCUCCACCCCUACAACCCCUCUUUGAGAGAGACUGGAUGCUAGAGAGCAGCAACAGCAAUCAUGUUCACAUGGGGAUAGGCAACAUGCCUUAUGUCAUAAAGACUGACCUGAACGUGUGUAAAAUCCAACAGUGCUAGUUAUGAAUUUUCUUUUAUAAGGGUCAUUUUAAAAGCGUUUUCAAUUUUGCAAUUUUGUUGGCUCAGCUCUUUUACCAUUUAAAUGUUUCUUUUAAUUUAGUCUUGUCUCAUUGUUGUAUAAAUUCAGACAUAGUCUCUUAUGUGCAGCAUUUCAUAGUUAAUUAUGUUGUGCUUUGGAUUGUGUCAGUGAUGAGCCCUAGUGUAAAUAAAAUAAUUGAUAAGAAUGUUUACAGUCCUUGAUUUUGGAGCAUUUUGAAUGCAUUAAACCUAACUGAUUA